AUGGGACAAAAAAUAAAUCCACUUGGUUUCAGACUUGGUACAACUCAACAUCAUCAUUCCUUUUGGUUCGAGAAACCAAAAAAUUAUUCUGUAAGUUUACAAGAAGAUGAAAAAAUAAGGAAUUGUAUUAAGAACUAUGUACAAAAAAAUAGGAGAAUAUCCUCGGGUUUCGAAGGAAUUGCACGGAUAGAAAUUAAAAAAAGGAUCGAUUUAAUUCAGGUCAUAAUCUAUAUUGGAUUUCCUAAUUUCUUAAUAGAGGGCCAAACAGGAAGCAUCGAAGAAUUACAGGUGAAUAUACAAAAAAAAUUGCAUUCUGUGAACCGGAGACUCAAUAUUACUAUUACAAAAGUGGAAAAACCCUAUGGGCAACCUAAUAUUCUUGCGGAAUAUAUAGCUUUACAAUUAAAAAAUAGAGUUUCAUUCCGAAAGGCAAUGAAAAAAGCUAUUGAAUUAGCUGAACAAACAGAUACAAAAGGAAUUCAAGUGCAAAUUGCAGGGCGGAUCAACGGAAAAGAAAUUGCACGUGUCGAAUGGAUCAGAGAGGGGAGAGUUCCCUUACAAACAAUUCGCGCUAAAAUUGAUCAUUGUUCCUAUACAAUUCGAACUAUUUAUGGAGUAUUAGGCAUCAAAAUUUGGAUAUUUUGGGAGGAGCAAUAA
Messenger RNA from Zingiber officinale, 657 nucleotides. The record is from the annotation of a RefSeq genome assembly. Lineage: Eukaryota; Viridiplantae; Streptophyta; Magnoliopsida; Zingiberales; Zingiberaceae.